AUGAAGGACAAAAUUAAUCAAGACUACAAGGGUGGAGUCACAAAAGAUUAUCUUUUGAGGCAAGGAGAAGGAUCAAAUGGCAUACAUUGGACGAAAUGGAAGAACAUGUGCAUAUCGAAAUCUCGUGUGAGAAUGGGUUUUCGAGACGUGGAGCUCUUCAACAAGGCAAUGCUUGGAAAGCAGGGAUGGAGGUUGCUAACACAAACUGAAAGCCUUAUACACCAAGUCCUCAAAGCAAAAUACUUCCCAGAUUGUUCCUUCAUGGAAACGCAAUUGGGAAACAACCCAUCCUACACUUGGAAAAGGACAUGGGAAGUCCACGACAUCUUGGAGAAAAGUGUGAGGGAGAGAGUUGGCAAUGGGCAGUCAAUACAAAUUUGA
This is a messenger RNA of Durio zibethinus, 381 nucleotides long. The record is from RefSeq and is a predicted model, not a curated record. NCBI's taxonomy places the organism in Eukaryota, Viridiplantae, Streptophyta, Magnoliopsida, Malvales, Malvaceae.